This is a messenger RNA of Daphnia magna, 2209 nucleotides long. RefSeq names its product collagen alpha-1(III) chain. Lineage: Eukaryota; Metazoa; Arthropoda; Branchiopoda; Diplostraca; Daphniidae. The record is from RefSeq and is a predicted model, not a curated record. The transcript is spliced from 8 exons. Bases 211 to 2016 code for a protein of 601 amino acids.
AAAAUUUCGCAGCCUACAAGGCGAUAUCAAAUAGAUACCGUACAAUAGUCGAUAGGAAUUCAUUAUGAAAAUGAGAAAAAACUAAAAAUAGAAAUGAUCGUUUCGAACGCAGUGGUCGUCGCACGACGGAAGAUGCCGACGCUGAAAAGUAAAUAAAAGGAGGUGCCCCACCGACGGGCGAAACACUUCCGACACCAUCGUCUCGCAAAAAUGUCGUCUCCCUUCUUGUUAUUUGCUUGCGUGUGUUUCGUGGCUCUUUUCGCCGCACACGUACAGCCGUUUCAUCAUCAAUUGAGGCAUCUACACCCAGGAUGGCAUCCGUACGACGAACGCGAUUCAAUCGAAACAGAAACGACGUUCGACUGCGCUCCAACCGGACCACCAGUGCCCUACCCGACGCUAGACGAUGAAGAAGUCGAGGAACCCUAUGGAACGUUCGACGUCAAAGCAUUUCGCAAACAUUCGCUCUACGAUCCUUGGAGCAAGGCUUCCAGAUACAUGAACGAGAAACUGAGAUUCAUUACGAAAUACAUUCCUCUUACACCAGGGCCAACUGGUCCCCCUGGACCUCCAGGGCCUAUGGGGCCUACAGGCGCAACCGGACCGACUGGACCAGACGGUCCAACAGGACCUACGGGACCGACAGGGCCUCCUGGCAUGGCCGGAGAGGACGGUAUGAAUGGCGAAAACGGUGAAAACGGUGAACCUGGCGCUAACGGCAUCCCUGGGGAAGCUGGACCAGACGGAAAUCCUGGCACGGACGGUGACGAUGGCACUCCAGGUGACCCUGGAGCAGACGGAACACCCUCUACCUCCACAGCAACAGCUGAAGGAGGAGGAGGCGGCGGAGGGGGUGGAGCUACGGAUGAGACUGGUGGUGCCGGUGGCGCCGGUGGAGGUGGUGGUCGUUCUUUGCGUACAUCAAACAUCCCGGUCGGUCCACCGACAUCCGAUGGCGUCACUGAUGAUGUCGGCCGCCACCGUCGUUCUGCACGCCAAGACGCAUCACCUUCAUUUCGCAAAAAAUCUCAGUUAGAGCCUUGGUAUAAAGCAUCCCGAUACGUGAGCGAAAAACUACGAAUUUUCACAAAGUACAUUUCAAUCACCCCUGGACCAACAGGCCCACCAGGUCCUACGGGACCUACUGGACCCACAGGCCCUACGGGUCCUACUGGGCGGACAGGACCUACUGGCCUUGCUGGCGAUCCAGGCCUAAUUGGCCCGACGGGACCAAAUGGAGCUAACGGUCAACCGGGGCAAAAUGGUGUAAAUGGAGCAGCCGGUGUUAACGGUGUCGUUGGCGCUCCCGGUUCCGACGGCGCCAACGGGGCACCUGGUGCUGAUGGAGCCGAUGGUGCAGCUGGUGGAGGUGGAUCCUCCUCUUCGUCUGCUGCCGGAGGAGGUGGCGGAGGCGGUGGUGGAGGAGGUCGUCGUUCAUUUGACGCCUAUCACUUUGCAUCGGAUGGCCCCAUUGGACCAUCAUCGCCCUAUGAUGACGAUCCUUACGGUCCGAUUGACAGACUGCUGGAACGCGGGGAGAGGGCGCUAGUUGACCUAUUUCGCAGGGAUGCCGCGUGGCGGCCGUGGUACAAGGCCGGCAGAUACGUCGUCAACAAGUUGAGAUUUUUCCAAACUUAUUUCCCACUAACGGGACCCACAGGUCCGACGGGACCGCCAGGCUCACCAGGGCCAACAGGACCUCCCGGACCGACGGGGCCUGCAGGAGCCCCAGGACCGAAUGGCCCUACUGGUCCAACGGGACCUCCAGGACCAGCAGGCAACGACGGCAUACCCGGCGUACCUGGCGUCAAUGGCGCUGCAGGUACUCCAGGAGCUGCUGGGCCACCCGGAGCGGACGGUGUUCCUGGCGUACCAGGAGUGCCGGGCACAUCGGGCGCCCCUGGAGCAGGUGGAGGAUCUUCGUCUUCAUCGGCGGCAGGAGGAGGCGGAGGAGGCGGUGGUGGUGGCGGUCGAGCAUUCGAUGCCACCAAUUCCCCUCAAUCAAAAUACAGUUGAAAUAAAACAAUCGUCCUAGGAAAUUGUGCGCAUCUUUCAUCAAAAACGAAUUAUGCAAAUCUUUGGGUUGCUCAGUACAGAAGAGGGUGGUGGAUUGGAAAUCUUCUGCAUAAUCGUCGUAUAGCCGACAACAUUGUAUUUUUGACAAGUGCGAGUUUCUCUUGCAAUGGCAAAAUACACUUGUAGAAUUGAA